AUGAGACGCAAUCUGGUGUGUCAGACACCUCCCACCGUCACUGUUCAUGUAAAAUCAAGUACAUCCAGAUCACAUCAGAAAAAAAACCUUAUUAGACUAAGGAGGCCUACUUUUAAAGACCAUGAAGAAAAUUGUGAAAAAAAGGUUCCUAGUCAUAAAUAUAAAUGUCCAAAGGGACCAUGUCUAGUUAUUCAGCGUCAGGAAAUGACAGCUUUCUUUAAAUUAUUUGAUGAUGACCUAAUCCAAGACUUCCUUUGGAUGGAUUGUUGCUGUAAGAUUGCAGACAAGUAUCUCCUGGCAAUGACUUUUGUUUAUUUCAAGAGGGCUAACUUCACAAUAAGUGAGCAUACCAGAAUCAAUUUCUUUGUCGCUCUGUAUCUGGCAAAUACAGUUGAAGAAGAUGAUGAAGAACCGAAGUAUGACAUUUUUCCAUGGGCUUUGGGAAAAGCCUGGAGAAAACUGUUCCCUGAAUUCUUAAAGUUAAAAGAUCAGCUAUGGAGUAGAAUGGACUACAGGGCUAUUGUAAGCAGACGCUGCUGUGAAGAGGUGAUGGCGAUUGCUCCAACACAUUAUAUAUGGCAGCGAGAACGUUCUAUUCACCACAGCAGAGUUGUGAGAAACUACAACAAUGAUGAAGUACAGCUGCCCCGAGGACCUAGUGCUACUCCUAUAGACUGCCUGCUUUGUGGUAAGAAAGGAAGAUUUGCACGAUUAGGAUUAUCAUCAUCUUCCUCCUCAUCUACUGGCACUCUGGAGAUGAUGGAAUUAGACUCAUCCCAGAAUUCGAAGGCCACCUUUCCAACUGAAAAAAUGCUUGUUGACUCUCCUUUUUGUUAUGGCCAAGACUGUCAGAGCCUGUCCAGAAAAAGAAGAAGAGAUAACACCUUAAACAAAGACAAAUCCAUGGAUUAG
Molecule: messenger RNA, 912 nt
Organism: Mesitornis unicolor (brown roatelo)
Lineage: Eukaryota; Metazoa; Chordata; Aves; Mesitornithiformes; Mesitornithidae
Gene: SPDYA
Product: speedy/RINGO cell cycle regulator family member A
Exons: 6
Coding region: 1-912 (303 amino acids)
Biological process (GO): positive regulation of cyclin-dependent protein serine/threonine kinase activity
Molecular function (GO): protein kinase binding
Source: RefSeq, a predicted model, not a curated record